Molecule: messenger RNA, 603 nt
Organism: Ogataea parapolymorpha DL-1
Lineage: Eukaryota; Fungi; Ascomycota; Pichiomycetes; Pichiales; Pichiaceae
Product: Adenylyl-sulfate kinase
Exons: 1
Coding region: 1-603 (200 amino acids)
Biological process (GO): sulfate assimilation
Molecular function (GO): adenylylsulfate kinase activity; ATP binding
Source: RefSeq, a predicted model, not a curated record
AUGUCCAGCAAUAUCACUUGGCACCACAACCUCACCACAGAGGAGCGCAACAAACUGACUGGCCAGAAGGGCGCCACCGUGUGGCUGACCGGGCUGAGUGCGUCUGGAAAGAGCACGAUUGCCUGCGGUCUGGAAAGACUGCUGCUGACUAAGGGAAUCAAUGCUUACAGACUGGACGGCGACAACGUCCGGUUCGGCCUCAACAAGGACCUGGGUUUCAGCGAGAAGGACCGUGCCGAGAACAUCCGUCGUAUUUCCGAGGUCUCGAAGCUCUUUGCCGACUCAUCUGCCAUUGCUAUCACUUCUUUUAUUUCUCCAUACAAAGGUGACAGAGCACAGGCAAGAAAACUGCACGAAGAGGCCGGUCUUCCGUUUGUCGAGGUGUUUGUCGAUGUGCCGCUGGAGGUGGCCGAAAAGAGAGACCCCAAGGGCCUGUACAAGAAGGCCAGGGAGGGGCUUAUCAAGAAUUUCACUGGUAUCGACGACCCAUACGAGGCUCCCGAAAAACCGGAAAUUCACCUGGACACCAGCAACACCGGCAUUGAGGAGUGCAUCACGACCAUUGCCGGGUACCUUGCGUCGCACGGGAUUGUGCCUAACUAG